AUGAAGGCAAUUAAGAGAUGGUUUAAGGAAUUCUUUCUAUAGAAUUAAAUUUAAGAACUAUAUUAAAAUGAGUCGUCUUUAAAUAGUCUGACACUUUAGUUUAUUUCAUCAGAAUUGGAAUAAUGUUAUUAAAAUCGAUAAAUGACUAAGGUUAUUGUAUAAUUUAGGAUUUCUCUAAUUCUUCAAAUACUAAUAAAUGUAGUUUACAUUGUUAAUACUCAUUUGAUAUAUCAAUAACUUGAGAUAGUGAAGUAUAGAUCGAUAUAUAUAAUUUCGAUUCUAAUUUCUCUUAUUUUAUAAAAGAUCUCAAAGAAAUAUUAGAAUGUAUUAAUCAACUUAUUGAUUUUCAUUAAUAGUGUUUUUGAUGUACUGCUUUAUGCAUAUUUCAUGAAAUUAGUUAACAAGAAUUAAGAUAAGAUUGGAGAUGUAUUAAGUAUUACAUUAAUUUCUGGUUUAUAAUAAGGAUUAUAUGCAAUAAAUUUCUUUUAUGUGUAGACUAAUUAUUUAAUAUAGAGUUUAGCCAUCACUAGUUACUUUCUUAUAUUGAUGGGAAUAUUUGAAUAAUUUUAAAAUAAUAGGUUAUGGUCUUAAUAUUUAUUAUUAUUGUUUACAUGUUAUUUGCUUAGACAAAAUGAAAAAAUAAACAGACUUAAUUAUCUUUUGAUUCACAAGACAUAAAGAAACUUAGAAGCAUAUAAAAAAUUAUUGGAUAAUAUUAUUCCAACAUCAAUUAUUAUUUUAGAAGAAAUUUAAAAUUAAGAUAGUCCAAGUCAUCAUCUAUUAAGAUCAGCAUCAAGUUAAAGAGAGAAAUUACAAACUUAAGAAUAUAAAUAAAUGAAUGUGAAUUACUUUAAUAAAAGUGCAUCUAUUCAUUUCGAAACAGAAAAUGAAGAAUUAUUAACAGAAAGACUAUAAUAAAUAGAGAUUAUUAGUAUGGACAAUUUGAUUUUAGAUAAAGAAAAUAAGAAAUUUUGGGAGAAAGUAUUAUAAUUAUAAUCAUUAAUUUAAAAAGAAAUUAAAUUAAAUACUUAUCAUUCUUUUGAUUUUUAAAUUAUUUCCUUACAUCAUUAAAUGUAGUGUUCAAGAGUAAAAAUCUAUAAUAUAAUUAUUAGUUAACUAAAUAUGAUAAAUUAUAAUUUUACGAUGUACUUGUAUAAGGUUGUAUAUGGGAUGGAAAAUAAUGUAUAAUGUUAAUCUUAAAUGAUGCUACUGAUCGUGAAUUAAGAUUAUAACAUUUAAAAGAAUUAGAUAAUUAUAAAGAUAAUCUUCUAGCAGCAGUAUCACAUGAUUUAAAAACACCUUUACAUGUUUAAAUACUAAUUACUAAUUAUAUUAAAAAUAAUUUAGAAAAUAAAGUAGUAAUCAAUAAAUUAGAAAUUUUAGGUAUUAAUUUCAUUGAUAAUAAUUAGAAAUUAUAAAGCAUUUAGAUGAUAUGUUAGCAAAUUAAUCAAUUUUAUCAACAAUGAUAAAUGAUCUUAUUGAUUAUUCAUAAAUGAAGACAUAAGGACUAAGAUUAAAUUUAACUCAUUUUGAUCUAUCUUUAUGCAUUAAAUAAAUUAAAUAAAUGUUUAAGACCCAAAUAGAAUUAAAAAAAUUAGAAUUUUUUAUUACUGAACUUCAUGAGAAGAUUAUAAUAUUUUCAGAUUAAAUAAGAUUACAAUAAAUACUUUUUAAUUUAAUCUCAAAUGCUAUAAAAUUUACUUUCUCUGGUAAAAUUUCUCUAACAAUUCAAAUCAUAUUAGUAUAAGAUACAAAAUUAAUCCAAUUUUGUGUAUAAGACACUGGUCUGGGUAUACCUACUUAGAUACAAAAUAAAUUAUUUAAGGCUUAUUCCACUUUUAAUUUAGGAAAUCAUAAUAAAUAAGGUGUUGGUUUAGGUUUAUUAAUUUCAAGAAAUCUUGUUGGAUUAUUAGGACCAAAACCAUAAAUAGAAUUAAUUUCUAAAGAAAAUUAAGGGUCUUCUUUUAGUUUUACUAUUUAUGUAAAUAUGUAAGAUAAAGAUGAACAUGAUCCAUUUAAUAUUAGCUAUGGGCUUGUAACUCCAGAAAAUGAUCCAUCUCCUAUAAAAUAAAUGCCAAGUUUUACAAUUUUUUAAUCAUAAAAGUCUCAUUAGAAAGCUAAAACACUAAUUGAUUUAUCUAAAAAUGCUAAAAAACUUUUACAUAUUUUGAUUGUAGAUGAUUCAGCUUUCAAUUUGCAUGCUCUGAAACUAAUCUUAAAAAAAAGAUUGGUAAAAUGUUAUAUAGAUGAAGCAUUAAAUGGUAAAGAAGCUGUUGAAAAAGCCUAAAAAUAAUAAUUUGAUUUAAUUUUUAUGGAUAUUAAUAUGCCUAUUAUGAAUGGUAUAGAAGCUAUUUAAUAAAUUCGAAAAAUGGAUGAUAUAAAUUCUAAUUUUUUAAAAAGAUCAAUAAUAUGUAUUUUAUCAGGUGGUAAAGAUGAUUUUGACUAAAAAUUAACAAAAAAAAUUGGAGCAGAUAUGCAUUUAGAAAAACCAUUAUAAAUAGAUGAUUUAACAUUUCUCUUAGAGAAAUAUUAAUUAUUAUGA
Molecule: messenger RNA, 2542 nt
Organism: Paramecium sonneborni
Lineage: Eukaryota; Ciliophora; Oligohymenophorea; Peniculida; Parameciidae
Source: the annotation of a GenBank genome assembly